AGUGUGAAACAAUAAUUUAAUUCAGAACACUUACAAAAUUUUAUCUCACCGAAUCCCUUUCUGAAUACUUCGAGUACCUAGUUGUGCAAAAUCUAUUCAAAUGUUAGCAGUACGAAAUAUAUUUAUCUCGAUUAAAAAUACAAAUCCUCUACGAAUGAGUACAGCAUUCGCAUCAACACUGCCUAUGCCUAAGGAAGAAAAAAUAAAAGUUGGAAAGUAUACAAUCAACUAUGUGAAAGUAGGUCAAGGGCCACAUAACAUACUGUGUGCUCCAGGGGCUCUGGGGUCAAUAUGGACGGACUUUAAACCUCAAGUGGAUGGGAUUGACAGGGAGAAGUUCAGUCUGGUGGUAUGGGAUCCACCAGGGUUUGGUAAGAGCAUGCCACCAGAACGGGACUUCAGUAUUGAUUUCUAUGAAAAGGAUGCUGAUGUAGCUUUUCAGUUUAUGAAGGAACUGAAAAUUCCGAAAUUCUCACUUCUGGGCUGGAGUGAUGGGGGUAUAUCAAGUAUGAUUUUAGCUGCAAAAUAUCCUGAUGCAGUCAACAAACUUGUCAUUUGGGGAGCCAAUUCAUUUAUAUUGCCUAAAGAACUGGAGGGAUAUAAAAAAAUAAGAGAUGUCAAUUCCUGGUCUAAAAGGAUGAAAGAGCCAAUGAUUGAAUUAUACGGCGAAGAAAGAUUCGCCACAUACUGGGCUAAGUGGGUGGAUACAAUGGAGGCGUUAUUUAAAGCGAAAGACGGCAAUAUUUGUUCGGAUUUACUUGAAAAUAUUAAAUGCCAAACAUUGAUCGUACAUGGGGAAAAAGAUCCACUUGUUGAUGGAGUACAUGUGUCUCAUUUACACACGCAUAUUCCAGGAUCGAGAAUUCACUUAUAUCCAGAAGGGAAACAUAAUGUGCACAUUCGUUAUGCAGAUGACUUCAACAAACGAGUGCAAGAGUUUUUAAUGUUAAAAUAAUUGCAUAUAUGAAAUAAACGCUAGUCUAUAAGGAUAUUGUUUUUAUACAUCUGUUUAUUGCGACUGCUAUUAAAUUUUAUUUAAUCGUU
Messenger RNA from Colias croceus (clouded yellow), 1044 nucleotides. Its product is annotated as valacyclovir hydrolase-like. The transcript is spliced from 5 exons. Lineage: Eukaryota; Metazoa; Arthropoda; Insecta; Lepidoptera; Pieridae. The record is from RefSeq and is a predicted model, not a curated record. The coding region runs from base 101 to 955 and encodes 284 amino acids.